AAUGGGCUUGAAAGUUAGGCCCAUAAAAUCUGCCAUUUUAUGGCUUGAGUUGAGUAGGAAGCUUUUAUUAAAUUACAAAUAAAAACUUUUAUUUAUUUUAUAUUAAGUUUGGAUUUAAGUGGUUAGAUUUAGAGUUGAAUGUGGAAGCACCGUAGCCUACUGAUUAAAAUUUAAAAGUUUUUACAUCCAAAUAUAAGGUUCAAAUCACAGAUUAUGCAAUUUCUUGUAGAUUACAGGAAAUCCAGGUUUUAAGUCCCGGAGAGAGCGAUUUAUUAAACAAUUAUGCAGAAUACGCGAAAGAAAGUCUUACAAACGUGGAUUUUCAUCAGGACGGCUCAGGUGAUGCAGUUAGGCGUAGAUCUUCAUUAAGAAGGUAGUAUUGUCGGUUGUCGAAUCGUCUAUGUAAUCUUUUUCAUAUCAUAAUUGUAAUAUCAUAAUAAAGCAGCGUUAAAAAAAAUUUAGAGUUUAAUAUUUAAGAAAUGAGGUUACAAUUAGAGUUUAUGGUUUGGACUUUGGAGUAAUUAAAUAUUUUUACUCUUUAAUUAAUUACAUUUUGAGAGUUUGUUUGUAUGCUAUUUUUGUCAUAAUGUUGGGCUUAUACAACAAGCAUUUUGGACCUGUCAUGUGCAUACCAAAGCUUUUCGCGCUUGCUCAGAAAUUUCAAUUGUUUUUUCUCCGCGCCCAAUUGUUUUUUUGUUUCUUACAUAUCUUUCCUGUCUGCAUUCAGAAAUCAAAUCGUUGUUGUCGGAACAACGGACAAUCGGAGAGAUGGCCGGCGAAAACGCGGCGGCGAAUGCAAUAUGUUCAAUCUGCUACGAAGAUCUAAAACCGGUGGCUGAGAAUCUGCAAUCGAUCUCCGCCUGCGGCCACGUCUUUCACGAGCUAUGUUUGCAGCAAUGGUUCGAGUACUGCCCGAGCACGAACAAGCGAAACUGUCCGAUUUGCAAGCAGAAGUGCCUCCUAAAGGAUCCUUUCCGGCUCUACUUUCAAUCUUCCGGGAACCAAACCGAUUCGAUUGCAUCGCAGAAAGUCGAGGAAGAUCCGGUCUUGUUGAGAGGAGAAGUGAAGCGGCUCCAAGGGAAGAUACAGAACCUUACUUCAGCUCUGGAGGGACAGCAAAAGAACAAUCUUGAAGUCUCCGACCAGUUGCAUCAAUGCAAGGAACAAUUGAAGGAGGACAAAGCAAGAAGGUGGGAGGCUCUACAAGAGAUAUCAACCACCCAACACUUGCUUAAACUUAAGUCAGAGGAAUGUGUUCAGCUUACUUCCAAGUGCGCCAAGCUACAAGACAGAACUAUGGCUCUUGCCAAGGAGCUCGCCGCACUUAAACUGGUUUCCGAUCUAAGCUUGGAUGAAGAUGAUGUUAUGAAGCUCGCCAUGCUAGGGAAUAAUACAAAGACCAAAGAUACAAUAGAUACACUUGUCAAGUCCUUGGUUAUUCGAAACAGGAGUUAUAAAGAGUUGCUGGCCAAAUGUAAUCAGCUGGGUAGAGGAGAAGCUCGGUCUUCUGAGAAACUUGAGAAAGCUAUGGAAAAGAUGGAUAGACUAAAGAAGCGAGUGAGGGAACUUGAGAUGAUCGCUGAAGAGAGUGAGAACAGAGCUCUAAGGGAUAUAAAAGUUUCAAAGAACUGCAGUGACAGACAAGUCUCCAAGCCUGCAACAGAGAGCUUUGUUUCUUUUAGAAUGCCUCCAUCAGGCAACAUAGUGGAGAAAAUCUCUACACCACUCGGUCAGUUUGAGAAGAAUGAUGGAUUAACCAAUCAGGAAUCGUGCUCAAGGGGAAGAGGAGACUCUAUUCCUGGCAAACAGGAGUCUGUUAUCGAGAUAGAUGAUGAUGUUCCUGAAACCACAAAUUCUGGCUUCAGACAUUCGGAUUCUGUUAUGAAAGAUGAGAAGAGUGAAGAUAGUAGUGUUCAUGAUGAUCCGGUGGUCAAGGAUAUAAAGUUUAACAUCAGAGAAAGUCCGGCAUCAUCAUUCUCAACUCGGAACAAUGGUGCUGGAGACAUUUGGUUGUCAAGUGGGAAAAAUCAAAAUCUCAGAAGAUGGGAAACGAAUCCUUCACUAGGAGGUUAUGUCUCAGGCAAGAAUGAUCUAAUCUCUGUUGGACCUGAUGGCAAAGGUGGAAGAAUCAAGGUGUUGAGAUCCAAACCCCAAUUUUCUAACGCCAAUGCAAGCUCAGGAAGUGGCAAGAGAUUCAAGGUUGGAAGUAAAACAAGUGGUUCGUCGUCUCAAGGGUGUCUGCAGAUCGAACAUUUUUUUGGGAAAUCCAAUCGCUAAAAUUUCGAGGCCUGAAUGAGAAUCUUAACUUUUUGGAAGAAAGAAAAAAAACUCCAAAGCCACCCCAUGUAUUGAUACAAAUGUAAUAACAUGCAAAUAAAAACAUGACGAUUUUGUUCUUGAUAA
This is a messenger RNA of Brassica rapa (field mustard), 2403 nucleotides long. RefSeq lists its product as uncharacterized. Lineage: Eukaryota; Viridiplantae; Streptophyta; Magnoliopsida; Brassicales; Brassicaceae. The record is from RefSeq and is a predicted model, not a curated record.